Molecule: messenger RNA, 303 nt
Organism: Tauraco erythrolophus (red-crested turaco)
Lineage: Eukaryota; Metazoa; Chordata; Aves; Musophagiformes; Musophagidae
Source: RefSeq, a predicted model, not a curated record
CCCGCCCGCCCGCGCCUCUGCUAGGUGGCCGCGAUGUCUGACAAGGAAUUCAUGUGGGCCCUCAAAAACGGAGACUUGGAUGAGGUGAAGGACUACGUGGCCAAGGGUGAAGAUGUCAACCGGACGCUUGAAGGUGGGAGGAAGCCUCUUCACUACGCAGCAGACUGUGGACAGCUUGAGAUUCUGGAAUUUCUGCUAUUGAAAGGAGCUGAUAUUAAUGCUCCAGAUAAACAUAACAUCACACCGCUCCUAUCGGCAGUCUAUGAGGGCCAUGUUUCCUGUGUGAAACUGCUUCUGUCAAAG